Oncorhynchus gorbuscha (pink salmon) is the source of this 3240-nucleotide messenger RNA. RefSeq lists its product as uncharacterized. The transcript has 15 exons. The record is from RefSeq and is a predicted model, not a curated record. The coding region runs from base 465 to 2342 and encodes 625 amino acids. Gene Ontology annotation, molecular function: interleukin-17 receptor activity. NCBI's taxonomy places the organism in Eukaryota, Metazoa, Chordata, Actinopteri, Salmoniformes, Salmonidae.
AUGGUUGAGACAUUCACUACAUGACUCAACCUACCAUCUACCAGUUACCUAGUAAUGACAGAACACACUAACAACAAAACUGUUGGAUUUCACGGGAUACUUCAUUACCAUAUUCCCUAACUGCCGGAGAGUUGUAGCUUUUUCAACCAAGGGAACCUGACAGAUGGAUGUGAAGAUGAAAUAUCAAUGAUAGAACACACUGGCCACAAAACUGUUGGAUUUCACUGGAUACUUAAUUACCAUAUUCCCUAACUGUGGAGACUUGUGGCUUUUUCAACCAAUGAAACUCUGACAGAUGGGUGUGAAGAUGAAAUAUCGAUGUUAAAUACGGAGGCGUAAUGGUGGGGUUGUGUGUGGAUUCAUCUGACAGCAGUUGGCACAUCAUACUAACAGAAGAAAGAAACACUAGUGCUUGAGGAUCCAAAUGGUACAAACCACUGGAUGUGGCUAAUUUGAGGACAAUUAUGAAAGUGAUGUUUUUUGGGUGGUCGCUUGCAAUCCUGCUCUCCAUACAGCUUUUGGUUUUAGCAUCGGAGCUGGAGAUGAUUGACUAUGAGAGUCAACACUUCACCUGCUCAAAGGGUCUCUCGAACUGCACAGUGAAGGCAUGUGCUGGGAUUCCGAUCCAAAAGUGUCCUGUGGAUGUAAAAGGGCUGGCGGUGCAGCCUGUGCUGUGCUGCAGACAGGAUACGGCAUGCAGACCUUGCCUACACAUUCGCCUUGACAUCCAGCCCAGAAACGACCAGACAGCAUCGUAUGUGAGUGUGUGUUACACUGUGCCACAGCUAAUAAUGCCUCUGUGCAAAAAGCUCGAGUUCACAGUGAUCCCUGCUGCUCCGGAUGAGCAGGCUUCAUCAAAGCAGGCCUGGCUGUCACUGCUGCUUGAGUCUAAUGCCCUGUCCUUCAGCAGUCAGGUGACUGUGUAUGCUUGCAACCUUCACGCGACUGUGAUGCUUCCGUCAGUGGAUGAAGUGUGUUCAUCCGCCUCACAGGGAGUUGUAGAGGAAUGUGAAGUCCCCAGUUUCAGCACUCUAAUUGAUCCGGAGAGACGUGAGGUGAUGCUGCAAGUCGCAAAGGAAGAGGACAGCCCCUACCAACUAGAAAUGUGCCUACAACAUGAACAUAAUGGAAUGUGCAGGACCUGGAAAGAGAGGUCCCUUCCACUGCACUCUGUCACCCCCUGCAUGUGCUUCCAGUUGUGGUGGGAUAAAGGAGACGAGAGGUCUCGUCGAUCUAGGAGCUGUCCUUUUAGGAACAACACCGAGCUGUUCCAGAGGAACCUAUGGGAGAAUGUGUCAGUAUCUGUGGUGCGGGGCCAGAUGAACAGUGGCGGUGCAAUGCUGUCCUGGAACCUGACUGCCCCCUGUAGGGUGGAGGCUGAAGUGUGGCCCUGCCAGAGAGAUGCAGGCGUGGACAAGGACAGAUGCAGAGAGCUGGGGGACAUUAGGCAGCGUCUGUCAAAUGACAAAUGGAGGGAAAUUGACAGGGGACACUGGCUGAUGCCAGGUGUGUUUGAGGAUGUCAAACCUGGCCUUGAUCUCUGUGUGAUGGUGAAGGUCAAAGGGAAGAAUAGUGAGCUUGGCCCCUUCUGUCCCAUUGACUCCAGAUGGUGGCACUGGCGCUGGGGUCUGCUUGUCCUGGUCACCCUGAUGCUCGUAGGCCUAGCAGGAAUUUGUCUCUAUUUCCUGCAUGGCAAACUGAAACGGUGGGCAUGGGAAUGGCACCAGAAGGAGUGUGAUCAAAUACCUAUAAGGGGACACGUGGUGCUGCUGAGCCCGCCGGAUGUGGAUAACUCUGUGUCAGAGCUGGUUUGUGAGCUUGGCUCCUCUCUGCGUGCCAGGGGCCUCAGUGUGUCCGUGGACCUGUGGAGUCGGGCUGAGUUGUGCUCUCUGGGGCCCCUGCCCUGGCUGCACUCCCAGCUGCAGCCCCUGGACAGCCAGGGAGGCCGGGCCUUACUGGUAAUGACACAGGCAGCCUGGAAGAAGGCAGAGGACUGGGGCCAACAGUGGGACCAGCAUGGCCAACAGCGAAGGGACAUAGCCCAGGGAGUGGAGGAGGAGGGGGAGUAUAAGAGGCUUCUCCAGGGCUUGUCCUGCCCAUACGCGGACGUGUUCAGUGCCGCUCUGAGCUGCAUCAAGGUGGACCACCAGCAAGGGCGUGCUGGAAAGCGCUUCCUCCUGGUCCACUUUGAGGCCCAUUCUGCCAAGCCCCUCAGCAGUGAAAGGGGUCUCCCAGAGCUGUUCCAAGGGCUGCCCUUGUUUCACCUGCCCUCCCAGGGACAGGAGCUCCUCGUUCAGCUGGCCAUAGGGUCUAAAGGGCCCAGGGCUGGUAUAGGUGGAUAGAGGGGCUGAAGUACGCUCUAUUUACGGACUGUCUAAGGGGACUCCAGGGUUUGAGGAGAGACAGUAGGAUACCUGAUGAAGGGGUAUCCCCAUAAGUAUGCUGUCAUUGGAGUGGAGAACAGUUGGGAGACUGUGCCCUUACAGCAGAGCAGUCACCCUGAGGCCUAAUUCCUCCCAACCAUCCAAGCCUGCUCACAUCAUCACCCCAACACCCCCGGCCACUCACUUUACAUUAGCACUGCAAUACACUGGACGCAACUUGUUGGAUGCAGAACCCUUGGAUUAUACUGUAUGUGGUGAUGUUAUUAAGAGGGCUAGAGUUAUUGAGAGUGUAUGAAACAACAACACAGCUGUCACCUUCCGUACACCUUGAGGAUGGACUUCUAUGUGUGACACUAUUAUAUAAGUUAGGGGAGACCAGGGAACAAAGUAACAGUUUAAGCUUUUGUUUAGUAUGAAAAUAAUAUUUGAUGUAGAUUCAUUAUCUUUUUAUACAAACACACAUAUCUUAGCUACCAUUAUACACUUUAACGAAGUUUACAAUCUGUAGAAAUUAUGAUCACACAGAACAGUAUAUGGCAACUAGAAAUCAAAACUGGAUGGUCUUCAGAGAUAGAUGGGAGGGGUUGAGGGUAGCUGAAGGAUGGGACUAAAAACAAACAAAAGAUAACUAAUGUAAAGUAUACUGUGUCUGUAAAAUGUAUGUACAUAUAUGAUAUAUAUAUCGUAUAUAUCAUAUAUAAAUGUGUAUAAGCUGGACGUAGAAGUCUAAGUAUUGUUGUCCAUUAGUUUACUCCAAUUAGGGGAGGGGUGGUAGGGUUAGGGGAAAAUAAUAAAUAAAGAAAAAAUAUUUAUGAAAAAAUACAUAUACAGUACAAGUCAAAUGUUUGGACACACU